This is a messenger RNA of Eufriesea mexicana, 1744 nucleotides long. RefSeq names its product chitin deacetylase Cda4 (gene Cda4). The transcript is spliced from 9 exons. The coding region runs from base 252 to 1712 and encodes 486 amino acids. Gene Ontology annotation, biological process: carbohydrate metabolic process. Gene Ontology annotation, molecular function: chitin binding. The record is from RefSeq and is a predicted model, not a curated record. NCBI's taxonomy places the organism in Eukaryota, Metazoa, Arthropoda, Insecta, Hymenoptera, Apidae. Gene Ontology annotation, cellular component: extracellular region.
AGUGGUCAGCCAAUGAGCUAAGAACGGUUCCUACCGUUCGGUUCCUGACUCCCGUAGUCCAUGGUAGACACCAUUGCUGGUAAACCCUGAGCAACAGUGCCGCGAUACUUCUUUCUUUCAGUGCUUCGUCGAUGACGAGUGUAUCCGUGCAUCACGAACCAAAAAAACAAAAUUUGCCUGCGGGUACUGCAAGUGCUGUGUAAAUUUAACCAAACUGUAAGGAGAACUGGUGAGGCGAUUUUUCACGAAGGAUGAUUUCGAGAAGGAGUCGAUUACUGCUCUGUAUUGUUGCGUUCACCGUCACCGCAGUUUGUGGUCAAAAAAAUACGAAGAAAGAGGAAGAAAGAAAAGAUGAAGAAUUCAAAUGCCCUGAAGGUCAAGGUAAUGGUAAUUUUGCAGAUCCAGCAACAUGUAGAAGAUUUUAUCAGUGCGUUGAUGGAUAUCCAUAUUUAAACAGAUGUCCAUCGGGACUACAUUUUGAUGAUAUUAGUAAAUUUUGUACCUUUAAAAAUGAAGCUCGCUGUGGACCAAUUGCUACAACUCCACCACCUAUCACAGAACCACCAACUGAUUUAGCUGAGAAAUGCGACCUUGCAAAUUGUCAAUUACCUUAUUGUUUUUGCUCAAGGGAUGGUACAAUAAUUCCUGGUGGCCUUCACCCAGAAGAUACACCUCAAAUGAUAAUGAUGACAUUUGAUGGAGCAAUAAAUCACAAUAACUUUGAUCAUUAUCAAAAAAUAUUUGCCACUGACCGAUUAAAUCCAAACAAUUGUCCUUUAAAAGGCACAUUUUUCAUCUCCCAUGAAUAUUGUAAUUAUAACAUGGUGCAAAGUUUAGCUCAUGAUGGACAUGAAAUUGCUACUGAAACUAUAUCAUUACAGAAAGGUUUGGAGGAUAAGGGGUAUGAGGAAUGGGUUGGAGAAAUGAUAGGAAUGCGAGAGAUACUUAAACAUUUUAGUAAUAUUUCAAUAAGUGAAAUAGUGGGCAUGAGGGCUCCAUAUUUAAAACCAGGUCGAAAUACACAAUACAAAGUGCUGGAAGAUUUUGGAUAUAUAUAUGAUAGCAGUAUUGGAAUAUCUCCAUUAAAAGUACCAAUUUGGCCAUAUACCCUUGAUUAUAAAAUUCCACAUGAAUGUAAAGCAGGCACAUGUCCUACUAAAUCAUUUCCAGGUGUAUGGGAAUUACCAUUAAAUGCACAUUAUGUUGAAAGUUAUGAAGGAGGACAUUGUCCUUACUUAGAUCAAUGUGUGCUUCACAAUCAUGAUCCUGAAGAAGUUUUUGAAUGGUUACAAGAAGAUUUUAACCGUUAUUAUGAACAAAAUAGGGCACCAUAUAUGAUGCCUUUUCAUACUAAUUGGUUCCAAAUAAAAGAACUUGAACGUGGACUAUCAAAAUUUCUUAAUUGGGCAGUGACAUUACCUGAUGUAUACUUUGUAACAGCUACUCAAGCACUUACAUGGAUAACUGAUCCAAAACCAAUAAAAUCUCUACAUAAUUUCGAAGGAUGGUCAUGUAAAAGAAAAGAGAACCUUCCUGGGCCACCAUGUAACAAUGCAAAUAAAUGUGCUUUAGAUUUUAAACCUACAGAAUCGAAUUUUACUACAACGAGGUAUUUAGAAACAUGCAGAGAAUGUCCUAACAAAUAUCCCUGGUUAGGAGAUUCAAAAGGAACUGGACUAUAUAAUGAUAAUUAUAACCCUGAAAAGAAAUAAGAAUGUUUAAAAUUUAGAGUUACAAUUAGAAA